This is a messenger RNA of Rhinichthys klamathensis goyatoka, 1055 nucleotides long. RefSeq lists its product as uncharacterized. The coding region runs from base 69 to 1040 and encodes 323 amino acids. Gene Ontology annotation, cellular component: membrane raft; external side of plasma membrane. Gene Ontology annotation, molecular function: MHC class II protein binding; protein tyrosine kinase binding. The transcript is spliced from 4 exons. Gene Ontology annotation, biological process: interleukin-15-mediated signaling pathway; T cell activation; positive regulation of ERK1 and ERK2 cascade. The record is from RefSeq and is a predicted model, not a curated record. NCBI's taxonomy places the organism in Eukaryota, Metazoa, Chordata, Actinopteri, Cypriniformes, Leuciscidae.
CAGCGCAUUACUACAUUUCCUUCCUUCUUUCAUUUCCUCUUGCUCUAAAAUAAACAGAACAAAACAGAAUGCAUAUUAUCUCCGUUUUAAUUUUAAUGUUGAGAAGUGGUUUUUUUUGCAAAUCUCAAGAAGUUCUGCGUGGCGUUGAUGUGUCUUUGCGAUGCGAGGUCUCUUUCCUGUCUGAAUCCUCAACAUUGCAGUGGGAGAGAGAUGGAGAACAAACAUCAAACACCACUCUACUGUACAACAACUCUGCCUACAUCAUCUUACACACCGUUGAUGAACACAAUCAGGGCAAAUAUUACUGUAGAUUGAUGGAAGAUGGAAGAGUAGCAACGGUUAGGAUUCACACGCUUAAUCUCCGUUCAAAUUCAUAUAAUGGAUAUAAUAAAAUUAAUACCAUUUACAGACAAAGCUCUAAUAAUAGUGACGUAUCACUGAUCUGCAAGUCUAAAAAGGAAUACCAUAGAUGGAAGUGGACCUGGGAGCCGAGGCCUAAUUCACAGACUGAUCUGAUAGCAGUUGAAAAAGGAAGAGAAGUUAAAGUUAAAGGACCAAUUAAACCAGGAAGACUUUCUUCAACCACAUACAAUAGUCAAGUUUUUAUCUUUCACAUCUCACCUGUGAACUUCAAUUAUAGUGGGACAUACAGGUGUAUUACAGAUGAACAAAAAACUACAUAUACAACCACAAUGCUUCACACCAUCAGAGUCUCAGUAGAGCCCUCUGAUGGUGUGUUGGGGAAAAGGUCAGUGAUUCUCACCUGUGAAGUUUCUGAAGUGACUGAUUCAGUGAUGCUGGUCUGGCUCAGGAUGGAGGGGAAUAGAGGAGUGCUGGGAAAACAGCAAAUUAUGACUGAGAAAAACAACAAGUUACAACUCACAGUGAAUCUGUCCAGCAAUGAAACAGACCCGCUGCACUGGCAGUGUGCAGUUUUUACUGAGGAUACACUCAGAGCUCUGGCUCCUAUAACAAUCAGUCUUUCCUCAUCAUCAGGAACUCCAACUGUAACAAACCAAAGUAAUAUCUUUUUACCAUAACUUUACAGUAUUUUU